AUGAAUCUCUUUUUCGAUGAAAAUAAUGAAAAUAAUUAUAUUUAUUGUAAUAUGAUAAAAUCAAUGAAUGAAAAAGGCAAAGAAAAAUUAAGAAAAUUAUUAAAAGUUAAUAGAAACGUAAUAUACGAUGAUAUUAUGAAUUUAAAUAUAUUUAUAAAAAACAUUUGGAUAUGUAUGAAUUUAAAAUGCCAGUUUUCUAUUCAUGAUUUAAUUUUAAUAUCAAGAUCUUUUAAAAAUACAGAAAUCAUAUACGACACUACUUUUAAUGAAAAUAUUGAUGAUUUCUUCCAUCCUGAAAAAAAAAAAAAUGAUUGUCUUAUAUACUUUCAACCUUGUAAAAUUAGAAAAAACGUAGUAAAAAUAUAUUUUCAAAAUCCUUAUGUUGUAUGUUUUAUUCAUAAAAAUGGAUCAGUUCAUAUACAUGGAUCAUUAACAUUAAGAAAUAUUUUAUUAAUUUUAAUAAAAGUAGUUAAAAAAAUUAAAUAUAAAACUUUUUGGUAUUAUCAAAAUCAAAAGAAAAAUACAAAAGAAAUAGAAUUUUAUUCAAAGCUCCAUAAAGGAAUAUAUCAUCCAAAAAAACAUGAAAAUCUCAAUUCAACAUCAAGUGAAAAUAUUGAUUUAAAUGAAGAUAAAAAUGAAAAACAAUUUAAUAGUAUGCUUGAUAAUGAUGAUAAUUUAAGUAAUAAAUGUAUUAACGAUGAAUUUUUGAUUAAAGAAAAUGUUUGUGAUGAAUUUUAUGCUGAUAUAAAUUCUAAUAAUAGUUUGAGUGAACAUUCUAUUAAUAUAAAUAGUGAGGAUAUAAUAACAGAAAAUAUUAUAAAUAAUGAUACAAAAAUAUAUGAUGACAGUUUAGAAAAUUUGAGUAACAGUAACUUAUAUACGAAUGAAGAUAAUAUUCAUGAUACAAUAAAUUCAUGUGAAAAUAUUAUUAAAGAAUUAAAAUGUAAUUUUUCAAAUUAUGAAUUUUAUCUAGAAGAUAAUUUUCUAAAAAAUUGUUCAGAAAAAAAAAUAAAACUAUCAAAAGAUAAAUAUAAUUCACUAAAAAAAUAUAAUAUUAAAAAAAAUAGAAAUAACAAUAAAAAUACUAAUAGUUCAAUGAUAAAGAAAAAUAGUAAUAAAUUAUUUAAUACAAGUUACAAGUUAAAUUAUUCUGAGAAUGGCCAAAUAAAUGAAAAUAAUGAAUUAUUAACUAAGAAUUCAAAUAAUAUUGAAGAAUUAUUUUCUUUAGAUAAAAUAAGUGAAAUACCCAAAUUAUAUUAUAGUGAUUGCGUUGUUAAUUCAGAUAAAAAUAAAAAAACAAAAAAAGACGAUAAUAAUAAUUUUAUACAUAUGGAAAAAGAUUCCUUCCAUAUAAAUUAUGAAAAGAAAAAUUGUGACAAAGACAAUAUUAUUUAUAUUCAGAAAAGUUCAAAAAUAAAUUAUACAAGUUUUAAUAAAGAUGAUAUAUUAACAAAAAACAAUAAAAUCAGUAGCAAUGAAGAAAGUAAUAAAUUUGAUGAGAAUUAUUUUCAUUCUAAGGAUAAUCAAAAGCUAUACAGUAAAAAAGAUAUAUAUAAAUUUGAUAAAUAUCAAAAAUGGAAUUAUAAGGUUAGAGAUGACAUUAUAUUUGAUAUGAAUUAUUUUAAUGUUAAGCAAUUUGUAUGUGUUUUUAAAAUUAAAUUAAAGUAUUUUGACAUAACAAAAAUUUAUAAAUAUGAUGAAUUUAAAAAUAUUUUAACUGAUAUUAAUAACAUUAUAUAUAUAAAAAUAGAUCAAAAUCUUUUAGAUAAAUUAUUUGAACAAACUAAUUUAGAAAAAAAUACAAAAAAUAAUUCAUUAAAAAAAUACAAAAAAAGUGAUAAAAGUUCAGUUAAAACAGUUCUACUGUUUAGCUCAGGUAAUGUUGUUAUAUAUGCUUGUAAAAACAAACUAGAAGUUUUAUGCAUAUCUAGAUUUAUCAUUAGCACAUUAAAAAGAAAUAAUAAUAUAAUUUUAUAA
Molecule: messenger RNA, 1977 nt
Organism: Plasmodium relictum
Lineage: Eukaryota; Apicomplexa; Aconoidasida; Haemosporida; Plasmodiidae
Product: conserved Plasmodium protein, unknown function
Exons: 1
Coding region: 1-1977 (658 amino acids)
Source: RefSeq, a predicted model, not a curated record